CUGCACAGCGUCGGCUGCGGGAGUGAGGGAGAACGCAGGUCUGCGGCCCCCCGAGGGAGGAGACUGCCCUCUGUCCCCAGGUGUGGUCAGCAUGGGCCCCGUGGGCAAGCAGAGCCCCUCAUCUCUGCCCGUCCCCUCGGGAGGGUCCUGCCUCAUCCUCUUCUUCUGCCUGCGCCUGGGCGCGUCCUGCCCGCAGAGCUGCCAGUGCCCUGAGCACGCCGGGGCCGUGGCCGUCCAUUGCAGCGCGAGGGGCCUGCAGGAGAUCCCCAAGGACAUCCCCGCCAACGCUGUGCUCCUGAAGCUUGAUGCCAACCAGCUCAGCCACAUCCCUAACGGGGCCUUCCAGCACCUGCACCAACUGAGGGAGCUGGACUUGUCCCAGAACGUCAUCGAGACCAUCGGCCCCGCCGCCUUCUCGGGCCUGGCCGGGGGCCUGCGGCUGCUGGACCUGUCCCGUAACCGCAUCCGCAGGAUCCCCAAGGACGCCCUGGGCAAGCUGAGCGCCAAGGUCCGCCUUUCCCACAACCCCCUGCACUGCGAGUGUGCGCUGCAGGAGGCCCUGUGGGAGCUCAAGCUGGACCCCGAGUCCGUGGACGAGAUCGCCUGCCACACGGCCGCGCAGGAGGAGUUCGUGGGGAAGCCGCUGAUCCAGGCUCUGGACUCUGGGGUCAGCUUCUGCAGCACCCACCGCAAGACCACGGACGUGGCCAUGCUGGUCACCAUGUUCGGCUGGUUCGCCAUGGUGAUCACCUACGUCGUGUACUACGUGCGCCAGAACCAGGAGGACGCCAGGCGGCACCUGGAGUACCUGAAGUCCCUGCCCAGCGCCCCCGCGUCCAAGGACCCCAUCGGCCCCGUGCCCUAGUGCCCACUGGACGAAGCAGAGCAGCACCUGUCCC
Lontra canadensis (Northern American river otter) is the source of this 899-nucleotide messenger RNA. RefSeq names its product leucine rich repeat containing 3 (gene LRRC3). The record is from RefSeq and is a predicted model, not a curated record. The coding region runs from base 92 to 865 and encodes 257 amino acids. The transcript has a single exon. Gene Ontology annotation, molecular function: protein binding. NCBI's taxonomy places the organism in Eukaryota, Metazoa, Chordata, Mammalia, Carnivora, Mustelidae. Gene Ontology annotation, cellular component: plasma membrane.